AUGUCUUUCUACUUUCAAUCUAGAGAAUGGAUAGAUCAAAGGAUUGAUCCUGAGAGUAAUCAGGUUUCAGAAUUAUUUCUUGGAGGUGUUGAUGCAUUUAUUCAAUUUGCGUGUAAUCAAAAAGAUUACAAAGAAAGAGAAACUUUGUUGUGUCUGUGUGCUCGAUGCAAAAAUGUUAAGCAACGCGAAGCAAGAGUUGUCGCACGACAUCUAUUCUUGUACGGUUUCAAGGGAAAUUAUUAUUUUUGGACGAGUCAUGGAGAGAAAUUCAACGAUGUUGGUGAGAGUUCCGGGGCGAAUCAUUCGACGGGUGAAGAAGAAAUGUUAGAGACUCCUAUUUGGAAUGCUUAUGAAGAUCACCACCAGAAUAUUCCAGAGGUACCCGCAGACAUUGCGCCAGCUUACAUGCCGGAAGCUAUAGAAGAGACGGACAUAGCAGAACCCUAUCAUGAUAGUGUUUUUGAAGCAUUUGAAGCAGCCACUCAACCUCUCUACGAAGGAUGUGCAGAAGGAAUUUCUCAGUUGUCUCUUGCUUCGCGGAUGAUGAAAGUGAAGACAUAUUAUAAUCUACCAGAAGCUUGUGUGGAUGAGAUAUCUGAAGUAUUUAAAAACAUACUUCCGCAGCCAAAUAAAGCUCCAACAACAUAUUACGAGACAAAGAAACUGACACGGUCGCUUGGGUUACCCUUACAGAGGAUUGACGUAUGUGUGAAGAACUGUAUGUUAUUUUGGAAGGGAGACGAUGCGAAGUUGGUCAGUUAUCAGUUUUGUGGAGAAGAUCGCUACUACCCGAAGAACGAAAAAGGUAAAAACAAACCGAAACAGAGAAUGUUUUACCUCCCAAUAGCAGAUCGUCUGAAACAUCUAUACCAACUUGAGGCGACAGCUUCCAAUAUGCGGUGGCAUAAGGAACAUGUAACUCCGAAAGGAGAAAUACAUCAUCCAUCUGAUGCCAUAGCGUGGAGUGAGUUAUAUCCUGGAUUUGCCGCUGAAAGCCGGAACAUUUAUCUAUGCUUAUCAACGGAUGGGUUUAAUCCGAUUGGUAUGAAUGGCGAAGCACGUUCCCUUUGGCCAGUUAUUGUAACUCCGUACAAUUUGCCUCCGGGAAUGUGUAUGAAAAGAGAAUUCUUAUACCUCUCGGUGCUAAUUCCCGGGCCCAAACAUCCAAGAAAAAGUUACAGAGUUUAUGGAAAGAUGGUGUGGAGGCAUAUGAUAUUUCAAGGAAAGAAAGAUUCAUAA
Messenger RNA from Brassica oleracea var. oleracea, 1239 nucleotides. RefSeq lists its product as uncharacterized. Lineage: Eukaryota; Viridiplantae; Streptophyta; Magnoliopsida; Brassicales; Brassicaceae. The transcript has a single exon. The record is from RefSeq and is a predicted model, not a curated record. The coding region runs from base 1 to 1239 and encodes 412 amino acids.